Neltuma alba is the source of this 1203-nucleotide messenger RNA. Its product is annotated as TATA box-binding protein-associated factor RNA polymerase I subunit B-like. Gene Ontology annotation, molecular function: RNA polymerase I core promoter sequence-specific DNA binding. The record is from RefSeq and is a predicted model, not a curated record. Gene Ontology annotation, cellular component: RNA polymerase I core factor complex. The coding region runs from base 1 to 1203 and encodes 400 amino acids. The transcript has 3 exons. Gene Ontology annotation, biological process: RNA polymerase I preinitiation complex assembly; nucleolar large rRNA transcription by RNA polymerase I. Lineage: Eukaryota; Viridiplantae; Streptophyta; Magnoliopsida; Fabales; Fabaceae.
AUGGCUGAUGAGGACAUGGCUCCUGGCGGCAUAUACUCGGUCAGGCACCGCCGUAAGCGUACUAAUGUAAUGGAAGUCAUACCUGUUUCUCAGCAUGAUCCCCUGUACGAUUCCCAACCUCAAUUGUGGAAGGCCCUGGGCUUGGAAGAUCAGUUCCCUCAACGAAGAGAUGACCCCUCGGUUCUCGAUGAUUUUGGAUGUUUGAGUAACGCAAUAGCUCCGAGCUAUGAAGAUUAUUACAAUAGCGUGAGGUUCAGGUAUCUAAUAGGCUUACAGAUUAUGUUGCAGCUUCAAUGCGAAACACUAGUAAAAAAUUUCAAGGUGAAUCAUCAGAUAUGUGAUUUGGCUGCGAAAUAUUGGUUGAAGUAUGUAGAGAAGACUAAUAUCUUGGGUUGCGACUGGGCUGAUGUAGUUGUUCUUGAGUCUGAAAUGCAACAAGUUACAGGGUCUGAAGACAACGUUCAAAAACUACCUGUGAAACACAAAAGAGAAUUUCACAAUAUCCUUGGUGAACGUGUUGUAAUGAUAUGGUACAAGUCUUUAAGCAAGAUGAUUCCAUUGGAUUGUACUGUAGCAAUUUUAUUCUUGGCUUGUCACAUGACUAAUGAGGCAGUGUUGCCUAUAGACAUCUCACAAUGGGCUGUUGAAGGAAAACUUCCAUAUUUAUCUGCCGUUGUUGAAAUCAAGAAGCGUAUGGGGCCAUCUAACAGUUCAUGUCCUAUAGAUUUCAAUCAAAUGUUCAAACCUUCACGAGAUGUCUUGCCACAAAAGAUUGAGACUUUGGCUGCAACAAUUGCUGAUUUUAUAGGCUUGGAGAUGCCUCCUGUGAACUUUUUUGAGAUAGCUAGUCGAUAUAUCCGGCAGUUAAAGCUUCCUUAUGAAAAGAUUCUGCCUAAAGCAAUGCUUAUCUAUGAAUGGUCUUUGUCUCCCGGCUUAUGGUUAUCCACAAAUCAGUCAAGGUUUCCAACUCGCUUAUGUGUUCUCUCAAUUAUAAUUGUAGCCAUUCGGAUGUUGUAUAACAUUAAUGGUUUUGGAUUUUGGGAGAGGAGUUUGUCCACUAAUGCAGCUCCAAGUGGUUCUAGAGGCAAAAAAAAAUGUUCAAUGGAUUUAAAUCUUGAGCGGGAUCAACUUGAAGAGGAAGCUACCAAGCUGCUUUCCCACCUUCAUUCCUUAUACACUGGGGUUCCAAAACAAUAUGUGUAA